AUGACUAACUUCAAGUCACUCUUUAAUGUCACAGAAUUUGAAAUCGAUUCUGGGAGUGUGCCCCUUUUUCUCAAAGAGGAACUGGGUCUUGAAUUAUUGAAGGUCGGUGAGCAGGGGAAUGAUGACAGGUUAUGGUGGGCGCUAGCAUUUAUCAAUGCCUAUCGUUAUAAUCCUAAUAAUACUGAGUACUUGAAGGUUGCCGAAGCUGUUUAUCAAGAUAUUAAGGACAAAUAUUGGGACCCUACUUCCUGUAGUGGAGGGGUAUGGUGGGAUCUGGCAAGAAGUUAUAAAAAUGCUAUAACCAAUGAGUUGUUUCUGACCGUUGCAAUUGAUCUUUAUCAGGUAAAGAAAGAACAAGAUUAUCUUGAUGAAGCAAAGAAAGCAGCUGACUGGUUUAUUGAUAGCCAAAUGGUAAAUGCUAGCUCAUUAAUUAAUGAUGGUCUUAAAAUCAACAAUUCAAGUGGGAAUUGUUCAAGGACUGGACCAGCGUGGACCUAUAACCAAGGCGUCUUUCUUGAUGGACUGGCAAAACUCAGUUACGAACUAUCGAAUCAAACUUAUUACUUGCAAGCCAUGAAAACUUUUAAUGCUGUGAUUGAUCCUAAAAAUCAUUUGGUGUCAAAAGAUGGAAUCCUAACUGAGUUCAUUCCAGAAGGAGGCCAUGUCAAUGAAAACACACCUGCUUUUAAAGGUGCCUUUGUACGUCACCUUGGUUACAUGCUUCCAUUCAGUACUGAUCAAGAUGCUGUCAUUAUAUGUCAAUUUGUAAAAAGGAAUGCUCAGAUGGCCUUGAUUCAAAAAUGUCAGUACAAAGCUGGCCCCAUGAUUCCUUAUCUCUGGGAUAGUGACUGCACUGCUGAAGGAAACUUAGUAUCUUCGACUACUUCAUUUACUGGAAUAGACCUUUUAAAUACAGCUCAAAUUUGCCAGAACCGAUUGACUUUAAAACAAGCUUCUUAG
Molecule: messenger RNA, 960 nt
Organism: Amphimedon queenslandica
Lineage: Eukaryota; Metazoa; Porifera; Demospongiae; Haplosclerida; Niphatidae
Product: putative mannan endo-1,6-alpha-mannosidase C1198.07c
Exons: 1
Coding region: 1-960 (319 amino acids)
Biological process (GO): carbohydrate metabolic process
Source: RefSeq, a predicted model, not a curated record